This is a messenger RNA of Vanessa tameamea, 4326 nucleotides long. Its product is annotated as ribosomal protein S6 kinase alpha-5-like. Gene Ontology annotation, biological process: peptidyl-serine phosphorylation; regulation of DNA-templated transcription. The coding region runs from base 602 to 4267 and encodes 1221 amino acids. The transcript is spliced from 18 exons. Lineage: Eukaryota; Metazoa; Arthropoda; Insecta; Lepidoptera; Nymphalidae. Gene Ontology annotation, molecular function: protein serine/threonine kinase activity; ATP binding. The record is from RefSeq and is a predicted model, not a curated record.
AUUAGUACGUCAUGCAGUUGUCUCGUGAACGCGUUAGAGCGCCGCAUCUCGUAUCGAAAAAUGUAAAAUAACUACAUUAAUACAUAAAAUAAGCACAUUACGUAUAUAGUGAGAGUACUUUUGUGAACUGUUGACGUUAUCGAACAUAUUUACGUGUACAACGGUGUUGUGAAUGAACAAAAAGAGCGGGGAAAAUUCAGUGGCAGUGACGAUCAUAAAUCUAUUUAUAGCUAAGCCUGUGGCGCGUUAUUGUAUUUUUUUGAGAUUGUACAGUGUUAUGGUAAAAAAUAAUCAUUCCAACUGGGCUUUAACACUAAAAUAAUCGAUGUUUAUUUUCUGUACUAUGGAAUAAUUUAUAUUUACAUAUAGAACUGAGCCGCCUAAACUAGUUGACAGUUCACAGAUACACACAAGCUAAAAUCGUUGCGCAUGUGGGUGUGCAUUGAGCAGUGAUGUGAAAUUCUUGCGCUUAUCGAUUAGCUAGAUAAUUUCAAGGACGAUAGUCGAUACGUCUUGUAUAAUAUGGUAUUUGUAAAUAGUAUUAUAACCGACGAUUGAUUGUAAUCGUUGAAUAAUUAAAGUUUUAUUAACAUCUUGGAUCAUGGAGUCUCUUCAGAUGAACAGAAAUGAUUCUGAUGAAGCGAUGCGCAGCGCAUCGACUUCAAGUUCAAAUCAGCUUUUCAUGACUGAAAGUUUAGACCUACCAGACGACACAUUUCGUAUGAGUCUUGAUUAUAUGUCAGUAAUCGGAGAAAAUGUUACAAUAGGUGAUAGAGAUGCUUCUAUUGAUAGUGUUACAAGCAACUUAGUUAUAGAUACACAGACACCAUGUAAUACUCCCGUAGAGACAGAUAACUCUUUCACACCUACUAAAGAGCACUCACCACCUAUAUUAGAAACGCCAAAACGCAAUGAAGACGUAAAAGGGGCUGUAACAAAACAGAAUCUACUCAAAUUGUCAUUAACUAAAAAUAUUGAUGACGGAUUUGUAAAGCCUUGCUCGGCUACGGAGAUCAUGUCUCCCGCCAAAAUGUUGCAAUUCGAAGUGGACUUUGUAAAGAGCUCGACGCCAACUAUGAAAAGAGCUGUUAUUGAUUUUAACUUUUUUAAUGAAAAUAAUUUUGAAGAAUAUUUCGAAGAUGUACCCAAAGCUACGUCUGAUAACGAAGAGAAAACUGAUAAGGCUUUUAAAGAAAUUCCCGUUAUAGUGAAGGCAGACACAAUUCGUCACGAAAUAGGUUACGUUAAUCUCAACAGCGCAUCUAAAGUGGACAUAUCACAUUUCGACUUGCUCAAAGUACUUGGAACUGGAGCUUACGGCAAAGUGUUUCUAGUUAGAAAAAGAUGUGGCGUCGACGAAGGGAAGCUAUACGCUAUGAAGGUGCUCAAGAAGGCUUCUAUUGUACAGAAACUAAAGACUGCGGAACACACACGGACAGAGAGACAGGUCCUAGAAGCUGUGAGGGUGUGUCCGUUCCUCGUGACACUUCACUACGCCUUUCAAACCGAUGCCAAGUUACAUCUCAUUCUGGACUACGUCGCCGGAGGGGAACUGUUCACGCAUCUCUACCAACGAGAACAUUUCCACGAAAACGAAGUUCGUAUAUACAUCGCAGAGAUCAUACUGGCGCUCGAGCAGUUACAUAAGCUCGGCAUUAUUUAUCGUGACAUCAAACUGGAGAACAUACUGCUGGAUGCGGAAGGGCACAUAGUGCUGACAGAUUUCGGCCUCUCGAAGGAAUUCUGCGGUGGUGAAAGCAGAGCAUACAGCUUCUGUGGUACCAUCGAGUACAUGGCGCCUGAAGUCGUACGCAGCGGUAGCCAGGGUCAUGAUAUCGCGGUUGACUGGUGGUCUGUUGGCGUCCUCACUUACGAACUGCUGACAGGCGCGUCACCGUUCACCGUGGAGGGAGAGAAGAAUACCCAGCAGGAGAUAACCAAGCGUAUAGUUAGAUGCAGCUACCCCGUACCGAACGACGUCAGUCCAGAAGUGCAGGAUUUUAUUAAGAAACUUCUAGUAAAAGAUCCUCGGCGUCGUCUCGGCGGCGGAGAGGGUGACGCGGAGGAGUUGAAAAGACACUCAUUUUUCCAGAACUUAGACUGGGAAGCGGUAGCCCGUCGCGAAAUAUCAGCGCCCUUCGUGCCUCAGCUAUCACAUGCCGCCGAUACUUGCAACUUCGCCGACGAGUUCACUAGAAUGCCACCCACUGACUCACCUGCUCAAGCUCCCAAGCAUCAUGACAAGCUCUUCCUUGGUUAUUCGUACGUAGCUCCAAGUAUACUCUUUUCCGAGAAUGUAAUAUCCGAUCAGAUAUGGAUGCAAGCUACUGGACAGAAACACGACAAACUAAAAGGAUGGGUAGCGAAGGAUUCGCCUUUUUUCCAAAAGUACGCUGUGGACCUGAGUACGCCCCUGCUUGGAGAUGGAUCGUACGCUGUGUGUAGAAAAUGUAUACACAGACAAACGGGCAAAGAAUACGCUGUGAAGAUAAUAUCAUCACAGAGAAAAGACGUCAAACAAGAAAUCGAAUUGCUCAAAGCGUGUCAAGGAUGCCCUUACAUUAUAACCUUACAUGAAGUUUUUCACGAUUCGGCGUUCACGUACAUCGUGACGGAGCUGGCGCCGGGCGGCGAGCUGUCGGCGCUGCCGGGCGGCACGGGCGGCGCGGGCGCGGGCGGCGCGGGCGAGCGCGUGGCGCGGCGCGUGCUCGUGCAGCUCGCGCUCGCCGUGCGCCACAUGCACGCGCGCCUCGUCGUGCACCGCGACCUCAAGCCCGAGAAUAUUCUUCUGAGCAGUACACGUUUAAACGAGGCGAAGGUGAAAGUGGUCGACUUCGGCUUCGCGCGACGGCUGCCCGACUGCGACGAACGGCAGCGGAUGAUGACGCCGUGUUUCAGCCUGCCGUACGCGGCGCCCGAGGUGGUGUCGUGCGCGCGCGGCGGCGUGGCGGGCUACGGCGCCGGCUGCGACCUGUGGAGUCUGGGCGUCAUAUUCUACUGCCUGCUAUGCGGCAAGGCUCCCUUCCAACCUAUCUCGAAGAAGGAACCGGUCACGGCUUUCAUGGAUAGGAUCAGAAGCGGUAGCUUUACUAUGGAAGGUCCAGCGUGGGAUAACAUAUCCGAAGAUAGUAAGCGCCUCGUGUCGGGCUUGCUCGCAGUGGAGCCCGCCGAUAGAUUGACUGUCAACGAGCUGCUACAAGAGUUGGGAGUUAAUUUCCAAGAUGGAAACAACUUCAAACUACAGGAUAUGACCAAAGCUGAUCUCUACAAGCGGCGUAGUAAAAAUAAACAAAGAAAAUCCAGCACUUCCGAGCCGGGCACUUCUAGACAGACGGAAACGACUACGGACACUGAGGAAUCUAAGGAGACGUCACUCUUGGAGACCAUAAACAACCUUAAGAAUAGAAUGAACAAGAAUUCCAUAGAGAACGACGUGGAACUCAUCAAGGCCAACACCCAAGACACGCCCGUCAACGAGGCAGACGAACCGAGCUUCGACAUUAACGACGACAUACCGUCUGUUAAACCAGUAGAAAAGACAUACGGUAAAUCUAGGUCUAAGCUAGACGAAUAUAUUUAUAUAGAAAGUAGUCAAGGCUUAGAAGAUACGGAAGUCGCCUUCCCAAAGACGAGUCGGAAGAAGAAAGAGUCACAAUCACCGGUACCGCGGAAACGCAGAAAAAUAGAUACUCGAUCCGCCAAAAAACAAAAGGUCAAUGGAGAUACUACAGAUUUGAAAAAUAAAACGCCAGAGAAACGUGGCAGAGGACGGCCCAAGAAGAUUCCAGAAGCCGACGAGAAGAAAUCUAGAACAACCAAAGAGUCUAUCGAAAACGAUAAAACUAUCGUCACUAGAGCGACUCGUAAACGUAAGUACGAGGAAAUCGAAAAGCCGGUUCUCAGAGAAAAGGGCCAAAACGGCCGGCAGUCGAGGAAGGCGAGUGCGGAAACUAAAACCGAAACGCGCAAGGUUGCCAAAGCAAAAAGAACCGUAGAGCCAUUGCAAUUAGAACUACAGGACACACAAAACGUGAGAAUGACUCGUUCGAGGAGGAGACGCCUGGAAAUAAGCCUCUCUCCCUCCGAAGUGAAGAGCGUUAUACCGGCUUUUUCAUUCGAAUCCGACCGAAGAGUUAACUCGAUCGAGAGCAAUCGAUCCAAAACUUCUAAUGCCAAAGGAAAAAAUAACCUUAAAGGGAAGAAGAAUACGAGUAAAGCGAAAAAGCCUCCCGUUCGCACCACGAGAACUCGCGCUAAUCGUAGGUGAAAUAAAGUCGUUCCUACACAAGUAAGUCCGAUUUAAUUUUCCAAAAAAAAAAAAUUAAA